AUGACCUCCAGCAACGAGAAUGACCCAGACCACGGCGGACCGGAUGGCGAGGAUGUUCAAACUGGCGGGAGCGCCAAUGAAGCAAUCCCUCGGCCGAAGAGGAUUGCUUGCAUCCUCUGCAGAAAGAGAAAGCUGAGAUGUGAUGGGAACAAGCCGAGCUGUGGUACUUGUUCGAGACUUCACCAUCAGUGUGAGUACUCCGAAGAGCGCAAGAAAAGUGGUCCGAAACGAGGAUAUGUCAAGUUGCUGGAGGCGCGUCUCAAACAAGUUGAGAAUUUACUCGAAACGAGAGAGACCACUGCAGAGUCUGCACCUCAGCCAACGGAAAGAUCGACGGCAGCAGAAGUGUUCUCUUCGAUACCGUCUUUGGAUAUCCCUAAUAUCGGGGAUGCUUCGAUGACGGGAAUUAUGCAUGACAGCAAUUUUGCUGACCCGUCUCUCGGGGGCAUGCAAGAUUUCACCAUGAACGCCAGUGAAGAUUUUUCUUGGGAAAUGAUAGGUCUGGGCCUGGAGGAAGCAUUGCCCACACGAGAAGUCAUAGACGAAAUGAACGAAAUAUACUUCGAGAAGAUCCAUCCCUCAUUGCCAAUGAUUCACAAAGCAAGGUUUCUCUCCUCGAUGGAUCUGGCUCCUCACAUGCGACCGGCGGUAUGUCUUAGAUAUGCGAUGUGGACUCAUGCAUGUGCAAUUACGCCGAAAUACUCGGCAUACACAGAACAUUUCUAUGCGAGGGCUCGAAAAUACGCCGAGAUGGAUGAAAUGAGAGGGCAUGGGGAAAACAUGAUUACCAUUGCCCAUGCACAAGCGUGGUCGUUACUGGGCUGCUACGAGUUCAAAUUCAUGUAUUUCCCCCGGGCUUGGAUGAGUAUUGGAAGAGCCGCAAGAUUGGCGCAGAUGAUGGGCCUUCAUCGGCAGGAUCGGGUUGGUCUCGAUGUAAAACAAACUUUGCCCCCUCCCCGAGACUGGACGGAUCGCGAGGAGCGGCGGCGUACGUUUUGGAUGGCAUACUGUCAGGAUCGAUAUGCCAGCAUAGGAACUGGUUGGCCGAUGGUUAUUGACGAGCAAGACAUCCUCACAAAUCUCCCUGCCAGCGAUGAGGCUUUCAACAAAUGUCAACAGGAACCAACCUUACAAUUGUCGGAUAUAUUGAAUGGAGACGGAGCCUCCUCACUCUCUUCAUUUGGAGGCGUUAUCCUCCUCUCGACCAUAUUCGGCCGCAAUCUUACCCACCUCCACCGGCCCCAAGAUCAGGAUAACGAUCAUGAUCUUAAUGGGUCUUUCUGGAAACGUCAUCGCUCUCUGGACAACAUCCUUCUGAAUACCUCUCUGUCACUGCCUCCAACGCUUCGGUUACCAGCAGGCAUCAAUGAUCCCAAUACGGUGUUCGUCAACAUGAACAUUCAUACGGCGACAAUAUGUUUACACCAGGCGGCCAUCUUCAAGGCUGAUAAGAAUCGAUUACCAGCUCAGAUAAGUGCAGAAUCCAAACGUCGAUGUAUUGUUGCAGCAGAUCAGAUCACCAACAUUAUGAAAAUGAUCAGUCACAUGGAUAUGGCGAUGAUGAAUCCUUUCCUUGCAUUCUGUCUUUAUGUGGCAGCGAGAGUAUUUGUGCAGUACCUCAAGGCCAGGAGAGAAGACACGGCCGUCAAAUCGUCAUUACAUUUCUUGCUGGCCGCCAUGCAGGUCUUGAAGGCCAAAAAUCCGCUGACGGAGUCUUUCCUGGUCCAACUUGACGUCGACCUUGAAGGGAGUGGGCUCGACAUUCCCGCCAAUAAUUCGCGUUGGAAAUUUGGCCACCGACCACCGGGUGAAUCUCCGGCUAACACUGACGCUAUGAAAUGCUCUCCCCUUUUUGAGAUACGUGAGACUCAAGCUCAUGGAACUAAUACCAAAGGCGUUCUUCCUCCCUGGCCCUCAGGCUCAAAUCCCAACUCGUCGGCCAUGAAUAGCACCUACCCGAGCUUAUAUGCUUCGGAAGGGUCGAAUAUCGGCGCCCAACUAGGCCAGACUGCCCCAUCUUCGAUGGGCGAUGGGUUUGAGAACGUCUAUGGGUUCUCAGUACAAUCUGUCGGAACAGAUACGUCCCCUGGCAACUCACACAACGAAAGCCACGGUUCGAGACCACAGUCAAACCACCCUACACCUUCCACAUUGUCUAACCAGAAUUCGUCUCACACGUCCUAUACUUCACCCCAGAACCAAUCAGGAGGCGGUAGCAGCACCAACAGUAUCCAAUCGCAGCAGUCACCCAAUUACAUGUCUGGGGGAUCUCAGAAUUGGAAUAUGAAUCCUACAAACCCACUCGGACCUAUCGCUCACGAGCAACAGCAACCCUUCAAUUUCGCUUCGAUGGGGAUGACACCUGGCCCAACGGGAAUGACCCCAGCUUCGGAUUCUCUAUGGCUGGCCGAGGGGAUGGGUGAUGGUAAUGAAUGGAUGUUCAACUGGCCUGGCUCGACACCUCAACCGCAAUGA
Messenger RNA from Rhinocladiella mackenziei CBS 650.93, 2475 nucleotides. RefSeq lists its product as uncharacterized. The record is from RefSeq and is a predicted model, not a curated record. Gene Ontology annotation, biological process: DNA-templated transcription; regulation of DNA-templated transcription. Gene Ontology annotation, cellular component: nucleus. NCBI's taxonomy places the organism in Eukaryota, Fungi, Ascomycota, Eurotiomycetes, Chaetothyriales, Herpotrichiellaceae. The transcript has 5 exons. Gene Ontology annotation, molecular function: DNA binding; zinc ion binding; DNA-binding transcription factor activity, RNA polymerase II-specific. The coding region runs from base 1 to 2475 and encodes 824 amino acids.